AUGUCUGUGGAGUUUGCUGUGCUGUUUCACCUGAGCCCAUCAGACAGGAACCGAGGAGAGAGGGUGGAGGUGGCACGCCAUGCUGCGAGGAACCUGCAGCUGAGUGACGAGACCACCCAGAGCUUAGAGGCAUCCUGGGAGCUGGAAGACCCCCUUGUGAAAAGCUACAGAGUCUCCUAUGCUGACCUCAGGGGCGACCACGAAGAAGAGUUUGUGAUGCCCCUCCUGUCUCCUGGAAACCUGCGUGUGUCAGAGGAGUGGUACAACCGCUUCAGAGUCACCUGGGAUCCCCCUCAGUCUCCUACAACAGGGUACAGGAUCGUCUACCAGCCUAUAUAUGUUCCAGGACCAGUUUUGGAGACAGUUGUGGGGGAAGAUGUGAACUCCAAGAUGCUUCUGAAUCUACUUAGUGGGACGGAGUACAGCGUUCAAGUGACGGCUUCCUACCCUACGGGACAAAGUGAACCUCUGCUAGUGAACUCCAAGACAUUAUUCCUGGGUGUCUCUGGCUUGUCGACCUACCAGAUACGUCCCAUCAGCCUGUGUGUCCAGUGGCAGCCUCUUCUACAGGCCACGUUAUACAGAGUCUCCAUUCAGUCUACACUCAACGGUCAGAGGCAGGAAGUGAGCCUGGGAGCUGGUUCUUCCCGACAGUGCUUCUACGACCUCACCCCCGGGAGCCAGUACCAGAUCAGCGUUCAUACCCAGAUGCAGGAAAUGGAGGGACCUGCUGUCUCCAUCACUGACAUGACGUGUCCAGAACUCAACUGUCGAAGGAAGGAAGAGGAUUAUAAAAGUUUCAGCUGA
Molecule: messenger RNA, 807 nt
Organism: Notothenia coriiceps (black rockcod)
Lineage: Eukaryota; Metazoa; Chordata; Actinopteri; Perciformes; Nototheniidae
Product: collagen alpha-1(XIV) chain-like
Exons: 7
Coding region: 1-807 (268 amino acids)
Molecular function (GO): protein binding
Source: RefSeq, a predicted model, not a curated record